Molecule: messenger RNA, 2379 nt
Organism: Daldinia vernicosa
Lineage: Eukaryota; Fungi; Ascomycota; Sordariomycetes; Xylariales; Hypoxylaceae
Exons: 1
Coding region: 439-2289 (616 amino acids)
Source: RefSeq, a predicted model, not a curated record
AGUAGUGCACGUCCGCGAUGUGGUUAUGUAUCUCGGAGGUGGUAGAAAUCCAGGGGGGGGCAUAGUACAGGACAGUAUUCUCAGUGACCUGGUCGUUAGGCGAGCCUUAGGUAGUCCCCCUCUAUCUUGCUAUUCUCUCGCUUUCUUCCGACAAGGCGUGGUGCUUUUCUUUCCGAACUUCAUUCUCGUAUAUCACUAUUACGUAGAGCGUUUAAUCCAAAUUCACUCUGUUUUCCCUAGGGGAAGAGACGGAACUUUUCUCUUCUUUACAACCCGUCGUUGAUGAUCUGAUCAUCGUAGCCCGGCCGCUACGGCCGUCUCCUUUUUCUCUUUCCCUUUCUCACAGCCUCAUUUUAUCUAUACUUCAUUUGCCCAAAGCGGCGUUAAUUAUUUCGUGUUCGGUUUGCGACUGGUAUCGCCUUUUCAUAGUUCACGAUCAUGGCGUCUAUUACGACUCGCAAUGGCAGAAGGUGUACGGCAGUGCCGAAAUUAGUACAAGGUAUCGAAGCAGUACGUAGUUCGACGUCGACGUCGACAUCGAUAUCGACAUCAACAUCGGAAACAUCUUCAUUGAGUUCAACAUCAACAUCAAUAUCAACUUCAACUUCAUCUUCGUCAUCAUCUUCUUCCAUAUCUAGUUCAACCGCGGUCAAUACUCCACCCGCAAUUGAGAACCCAGCCCAACAGGAAACUCCGCUCCCUUCGGAAAUAUUCCCAAGCCUGAUAAGCACUAUAGCAGCGCAGCCAUCAACAGACCCGACCAUCCCAGCAACACCUCCAGCGCCAACCAUAACUGGCACCGAUGGAACUUCUUCUUCAACUGCUCUCCUCCUCGACACGGCUUCUACUCCAUCCCCUACUCAAUCAGAUGCGCAAGUGUCGAGUUCAGCAGGACCGGAUGACAAUCCUGUACAAUCGGCAUCCUCAUUAAUUGAACAGCCGGUAGAUUCUUCUUCAUUAACUAGUUUUGUUGAAAAUACCUCAUUGCCGACGAUAGGGGUAACACAAGCUUCUAGUUCCUCGGCAGAGACGGGGUUGCCAGCUACCCAAAAGGCAGCAACUGGCAAUGCUAUCACUACGGCACAGACGAUAGCCAUAGCGGCUGGAGUAGUUGGUGGGGUCAUAGUAGUUUCGCUCAUAGUAUUUAUCAUCUGGUUCUGGCGGAAGAGGAGGCAAGAACGGAGGAGUAGUAUGUUGUCGCCUAUGUCACCGAGGGCAACAUUCCGCGGUAAUGAGAAGGGACCUUAUCUCAUAAGCCGGACGUCCUUGGGUCCAACGCCGCUCCCACAGAAGCUCUGGGCGACCAUCGAGGCUAGGUAUAGAAGACUGCGUGGCCGGUUUGGCGACAUGGUGACGCGUAGCAGUAGUCCGAGCCCAAGCGUCAACCUUGACCGCGGCAACUCCCAAUUUGGUAUGCCCGAGCCAGCCCAUAGUCGAAACAAUUCGAAUACAGGACCAUCAACCGACAAGGGCCGUCCUGUGGAUUGGUGGAGUCGGUUAGCGGAGGAUGAGAAUUCUAACUGGCAACUACGUCGUGAGUCGGACAACAAUGGGCCUGCAUUUGGCUCACAGCCCGGCCGAGGAUUAGAAAAGGCGCAAGGAAGUGUAGACGGCAAUCGGCGCCGCUCAAUAUCUGUGGGCAACGAACAACAUUUCCUCGGCGGCAUAGGACUAGAUUUCGAUUCAGCUGACCCCUUUUCGGAUGUAAACGCCAUAGGCAACAAUACGGCCAAGGCUACGCCUCUGGUAGUUUCUGCGGCCAAUAAUCCAUUUUCGGAUUCUCAUGCUAUCGGGGCUCCGUCGGGUGCCGUCAGCGGGGGGAUCGCAACCUACGUGCAACAUUCUCGACACUCCCACAGUCACAGCAUAAAUGGUAGUAUCAGCCGCCAGACGAGCAACGCUAGCUACCGCACGAGCGUGGGCACCGUCGGUACUCGACGCAACAGGUUCCGCUCCGACCCGUUUGAUUUAGAUCGCCCGGAUUUCCUACGGAGCGCCAACUCUAGUAUGGACGCUACCGCGGGAUGGGCCAGCACAGCCAGCCGCAGCAGCACUGAUGUCGGGAGUGUACCCAAUGCUCCGCAGCAAGCCCAUGUGAGGAACGCAAGCUUCACGUCGAAAUACUCGAGCGGCGUAAGCACCGUGGGCUGGAGCGAUCCGGGGCCAGAUGUCGGUCCGGUAGUUGGGCGGUACACACUAAGUCCAGAUAGCCGACCAGAGCGACGGGAUUCACGGGAUUCUGACGCGAAAAGCGGCAAGAGCCAAGGUAGCGUGGGCAAGGCCCUAUAGCAUACCUAUGCUUAUAACAUAAAGACGCAGUAAACGUAGGUAGCGUAUAGCAUAGAGCGGGGAGAGCGUUAGAUGACGAGGCACGAAGCA